AUGGGCAGACCCAGUCAUGAAUCCGAAGACGGCAGCAAGAGCUAUUCGUAUGCUGAUUACAGUGCUGCCCACAACAAUCAAUUGGGGGAGCAGAUCGAAACGGGGCUAAGAGAGGAGACGACGUUGCUGGUAAAUGCAAAGCAAAGGCCCGCAGUGCAAGUAAAAGUGACAAAUGAAGUGGAAAGUGCCAUGACGAUGAUGAUGAACACGAUGACGAUGAGGGCAGCAGAGAAUCAGCAGCAGCAGCAAGCAGAACCAAGGCGGCUGUCUAAUGGAAAUGGGCAUGAAAAUGACAUGACUGACACACAAAAUGUAAUGCCAUCAAUCCAAGAGGGCAGCAGCAGCUUAAUGAGCCCCAACACACUGCCAAUACCGACAAGGCAUAACUUUGCCAACACCAUGGACAGUGAUGCCAGCAACAGCAGCAGCAACAUCGGCAUCAGCAUGAGCAACAUCGAUGGCCAAAUGGCCAACGAUGAGCAACUAUUGCGACUGCAGGACUACAAUUUGCUGUACAAUGCCGAGAGGCAGACAUACUUUCAACUGCACACCAGCAAUAAGCCGAAACCGUGGCAGGACAAUCGCACAAAUCGCCCAGGGAAUGCAAACAGUCCAAUGACCAGUAAUCGGCUGUUGCAGCAGGUCGUGGGCAACACAUUGAGUGCCGCCUUUGGCCUGAAUGCGAAUGAUGGCAAGGAUGGCACAAUGGCGAUGACCACGCAAACAGUGCAGCUCUAUGAUGCCGCCUCCUUGCGUCAGUCACACUAUAAUCCCUUCAAUCCCACGCGAGUCAUCAUACAUGGCUGGCUGGGCAAUGCACAUGCCAAUGUGUAUAGCUACCUGGUACCCGCUUAUUUGAGCCUGGACGAGGGCAACUACAAUAUCUUCACUGUGGACUGGGGACGAGGUGCGAUUGCCGACUACAUAACAGCCAGUUAUAGGGUGAAGCCCGUGGGCCUGGUGUUGGCCAAGUUUUUGGACUUUCUGCACGAGGAGGCGGGCAUGCGGUUUGAGGACCUGCAGCUGAUUGGUUUCAGCAUGGGCGCCCAUGUGGCCGGACUGGCUGCCAAGCACGUGCAGACGGGACGUGUGCGUGUGAUUCGCGCCUUGGAUCCGGCGUUGCCGUUCUUUCGCUACGCACAGGAAAAGGAGCGUCUAACAAAGCAGGAUGCCGACUAUGUCGAGGUGCUGCACACAAGUGUCGGCAGCUAUGGUUUCGAUCGUCCAUUGGGCCACGUGGAUUUCUAUGCCAACUGGGGCAGCCAGCAGCCCGGUUGCUUUUGGCAUGAGUGCAGCCACUGGCGUGCCUUUGCUCUCUUCAAGGAGAGCCUGCAACAAACAGCAGAUGCAGCUGCACCUGCCUUCGAGGCCAAAGGUUGUCGGACUGCGGAAUGGCAGCAAUUGACCCGCCACAAGCAGUGUUCAGAGCAUCAGCAAACGGGCAAGCGACUUCAUAUGGGUGGCGAUUUAGGCGCAUUAUCAAUGGAGCAACUGGUGCAACGUGAAGGUGUUUAUUACUUUGAGACCAACGCGAAGCCGCCGUACGAUAUUCGAGAGUCUCUAUAG
Molecule: messenger RNA, 1566 nt
Organism: Drosophila nasuta
Lineage: Eukaryota; Metazoa; Arthropoda; Insecta; Diptera; Drosophilidae
Exons: 2
Coding region: 1-1566 (521 amino acids)
Biological process (GO): lipid catabolic process
Molecular function (GO): serine hydrolase activity; lipase activity
Source: RefSeq, a predicted model, not a curated record